UGGAGCCGGGCACAGGAAGAGCUGGGAGGCCCGAGCCGUCCCAGGGUGCCCUGCGCGGCGUGGACUCGGGCAGCUGCCGCCAUCCCGCUGGCGAGGGGGAGAGAGAGGCCCGCCCGCUUGCCGGUCGGGCCAGUGUGGGCCAGUGCGUGAGGGCGCUGGGGGCCGUGUCAGCGAGACGCAGAGCGCAGCCGCCACCACCAAACGGACAUGUUGGAGCCCAGGGCCGCCGCCGCCUCUUUUUCCUCAUUCUCCGAACGGGACUGAGACGGGGCCCGCCACCCCGCCGCCUCUGCCUCUGCCUCGGCCGCCCGCCCCGCCGCCUCGGCCGCAGCCUCUUCCUGCCCGGCCUGCAGCUCCGCAGCUCAUCGUCUCCUCCGGCCGCUCAGGCCCGGCCGGUUCCCCGGCCCCGCUCCGCCGCGGCGCGAGGUCUAUGUGACCGGCGGGCCCGGAGCAGCCGCCGCCGCAGCGCGAACAUGGACGCCGUCAACGCCUUCAACCAAGAGCUCUUUUCACUUAUGGAUAUGAAACCUCCCAUCUCUCGAGCCAAGAUGAUUCUCAUCACGAAAGCUGCUAUUAAAGCUAUUAAGCUUUAUAAGCAUGUAGUUCAAAUAGUAGAGAAGUUCAUCAAAAAGUGUAAACCAGAAUACAAGGUUCCGGGAUUAUAUGUAAUCGACUCAAUUGUGAGACAGUCUCGUCAUCAGUUUGGAACUGAUAAAGAUGUUUUUGGGCCAAGAUUCUCUAAAAACAUAACUGCCACAUUCCAAUAUUUGUAUCUUUGUCCAUCUGAAGAUAAGAGUAAAAUAGUUCGUGUGCUGAACCUUUGGCAAAAAUGGAGUAUUCAAAUUGAAAUUAUUCAACCGCUUUUGGACAUGGCAGCAGGAACCAGUAAUGCCGCCCCAGUAACAGAAAAUGUUACUAAUAAUGAAGGUUCACCUCCACCUCCUGUUAAAGUUUCUUCUGAACCCUCACAAGCCACUACAAACUCCAUACCAACUGUACCACAGUUGCCCAGCUCUGAUGCUUUUGCUGCUGUGGCCCAACUGUUUCAGACAACUCAAGGUCAACAGCUUCAGCAGAUCCUUCAGACUUUUCAACAGCCUCCAAAACCACAGUCUCCCGCCAUUGACAAUGCUGUGAUGGCUCAGGUUCAGGCUAUCACAGCUCAGUUAAAGACAGCUCCUACACAACCACCUGAACAAAAAGCUGCUUUCCCCCAACCUGAACAAAAAACUGCAUUUGACAAGAAGCUACUUGAUAGAUUUGAUUAUGACGAUGAGCGGAAGCUGUGGAAGAAAGCAAAGAAAGAAGAUGCUGCUGCUGCCGCCGCCGCCGCAGCCGCCACCACCACUGCUGCCACCACAGCACCUGCUGCUGCUGUUGCGCCCUCUGCACCUGCUGCUGCUGUACCUUCUGUUGCUGCGACCGCUGCUUUCUUCCCACAGGCACCCUUUGGAUUUCCUGGAGGCAUGCAGCAACCAGCAUAUACCCAGCACCAAAACAUGGAUCAGUUUCAACCUCGAAUGAUGGCAAUACAGCAGGAUCCAGUGCAACCAUCAGUUCCACUUCCUCCUAAUGGACAGAUGCCAGGAUUUGGCCUUCUUCCUACACCUCCAUUUCCUCCCAUGGCUCAGUCCGUGAUUCCUCCAACUCCACCCGUGCAGCAGCCUUUCCAAACUUCCUUUCAGGCACAAAGUGAACCACUUACACAAAAGGCACAUCAGGAAAUGGAAGUAGAACAACCUUGUAUUCAAGAGGUUAAGCGGCACAUGUCCGAUAACAGAAAGUCAAGAUCUAGAUCAGCAUCCAGGUCACCAAAAAGGAGACGAUCUCGAUCUGGUUCUAGAACUCGAAGGUCUCGUCAUCGACGUUCUCGAUCUCGGUCCAGAGAUAGACGCCGACAUUCUCCUAGAUCUCGAUCCCAAGAAAGAAGGGAUCGGGAAAAAGAAAGAGAGCGCCGACAAAAAGGCCUUCCUCAAAUCAAACCAGAAACUGCUAGUGUUUGUAGUACUACACUCUGGGUGGGACAGCUGGACAAAAGGACUACUCAGCAGGAUGUUGCCAGUCUCUUAGAAGAGUUUGGUCCAAUUGAAUCAAUUAAUAUGAUUCCUCCCAGAGGUUGUGCCUAUAUUGUUAUGGUUCAUAGGCAAGAUGCUUACCGUGCCCUGCAGAAACUGAGCCGAGGAAACUAUAAAGUGAACCAGAAAUCCAUAAAGAUUGCCUGGGCCUUAAACAAAGGAAUAAAGGCAGAUUAUAAGCAGUAUUGGGAUGUAGAACUUGGUGUUACUUAUAUUCCGUGGGACAAAGUCAAGCCUGAAGAACUGGAGAGUUUUUGUGAAGGAGGAAUGUUGGACAGUGAUACACUUAAUCCAGAUUGGAAGGGAAUUCCCAAAAGCAUGAAAAUGAAGUGCUCAAAAUGGAGGGGCAGAACCUCACACACAGAACCAGUAUCACCCAUACCUAAGCCUUUACCUGUGCCUGUCCCUCCUAUUCCUGUUCCUGCACCUAUAACAUUACCACCUCACAGAUUACAGGUCCCACCACAUUCAGCCGGACCUCCUGUGGUUGGUGCUCUCCAGCCACCCACCUUCACGCCUCCUUUGGGAAUUCCCCCUCCAGGCUUUGGUCCUGGUGUUCCUCCUCCUCCACCUCCUCCACCAUUUUUGCGCCCAGGAUUCAACCCAAUGCAUUUACCACCAGGUUUUCUUCCUCCUGGACCCCCACCUCCUAUAACUCCACCAGUAUCCAUUCCUCCUCCUCACACUCCACCAAUAAACAUCCCAAACUCUACUAUCGCUGGUAUAAAUGAAGACACUACAAAAGACUUAUCUAUUGGAAAUCCCAUUCCAACAGUGGUGUCUGGGGCUAGAGGAAACGCCGAGUCUGGUGACAGUGUGAAAAUGUAUGGUUCUGCUGUGCCACCUGCUGCACCCACGAAUCUGCCCACCCCUCCUGUAACCCAGCCUGUUUCACUUCUUGGUACUCAAGGAGUUGCACCUGGCCCUGUAAUUGGGCUCCAAGCCCCAUCCACUGGUCUUCUUGGUGCCCGACCCGGCCUGAUCCCACUCCAGCGCCCGCCAGGAAUGCCUCCACCUCACCUGCCACGCUUUCCUCUGAUGCCGCCUCGUCCCAUGCCUCCGCAUAUGAUGCAUAGAGGUCCGCCACCAGGCCCCGGGGGCUUUGGGAUGCCGCCGCCUCAUGGAAUGAAAGGUCCCUUUCCUCCCCAUGGCCCCUUUGUCCGGCCCGGUGGAGUGCCAGGGCUCGGGGGCCCAGGGCCAGGCCCAGGGGGUCCCGAGGACAGAGACGGAAGGCAGCCGCCGCCGCAGCAGCCGCCGCCGGCACCGCAGCCACAGCAACAGCCGCCGACGCAGCCAUCGCAGCCGCAGCCGCCGACGCAGCCACAGCCGUUUAGAAACGAUAACAGGCAGCAGUUCACUUCAGGUAGAGACCAAGAAAGGUUUGGAAGAAGAUCUUUUGGAAAUAGGGUGGAAAAUGACCGGGAACGGUAUGGGAACCGUAAUGAUGAUAGAGAGAAUAGUAAUCGUGAAAGGAGAGAGUGGGGAAGAAGGAGCCCUGACCGGGACAGGCACAGAGACUUGGAAGAGAGGAAUAGACGCUCUAGUGGGCAUCGGGACAGAGAGAGAGAUUCUAGAGAUAGAGAGUCUCGUAGAGAGAAGGAGGAAAACCGAGGCAAGGAGAAGCCUGAGGUGACAGACAGGGCAGGCGGUAACAAAACCGCUGAACCUCCCAUUAGUCAAGUGGGAAAUGUAGACACUGUUUCAGAACUUGAUAAGGGGGAGUGUGAGUCUGCAGUUGUAAAACCUUCCGAAGAGUUACCUGCCGAGGCUACCUCAUCCGUUGAACCUGAAAAGGAUUCUGGCUCAGCAGCCGAGGCUCCUCGUUAGAGACUGGAAUUUGUCCACAUGUGACAGUGACACUUCCUGGAGUGUAGAGCUUGAAGUGUACAGAUGCUGUAUUAUACUUGCUCCUGCUAUAUCACAGCCCCGCGGUAGUUGGUGGGGAAUUGUAAGCAAUUUGAUUGCUUCCCUUCUAUUUAAAAAUAGCCACAAAAUAACAAAAAAUACUGAAAAUAUGAAUAAAUAUUACCCUUUUUGCUGUAACUUUUUAAAAGUUUUGACUUUAAAAAGUUUACAAAUCGUAAUUAGAAGUGCUCUCUAUUUUUUUUUUUUUAAUUUAAGACAAGGUAACGGUGAAAGCUCCUCAAAAACAAUAGGGAUGUUUUUAAUAAACUCUAUUUUCGUAACAAACUUUAAUGUGUGCUAUUCUUCCUACACUGCAUUAAGGUGGAAAAGGAUUGUUCACCAUCAAAGUUUGAGCUGUUAAUACUGUGUUGGAGUCUAAAUUAGACUUGUAUAUUUGAUGGAAAUAGACAUCUUUAUGUAGUUAUUCUCAAACACUUCAUUUGUAAUAUUUUUUAUUUUUAGCAUUUCAAUCAUAAGGCAAAGGUUAAUGGUUUUAAUGUUAACUGAAAAGCUUGUUUUUGGAAUUCAGUCAAGGUCUUUUUUUGCCAUUGGCUUUGUGGUAAAUGUUGCCCUAAAUAAUUGUAAAAAAAUAUUUUCGCUGGGGGGAAAAACUGGACCCCAGCAUUACCCGUUGUACUAUAAAUUAUCUGAUUGCCUGGGUAUUACUUAUUUAGAAGGUUGGGUGUUUUUCUUAACCAUCCCAUUACAUUUUUCAAAAGGGUGAAAGAAAUAUCAAGGUUAGUAUUUGCAACCUAAAAGCUUUUUGUCUUAUCUGUUUAAGGACUUAAAUGCAACCUAUUGUUUCUACAAGCCUUGCCUGUUGCCUUUCUUUACCAUUUUUUAAAGUCCCCUGCUAGGCAGAGGUAAACUGAACUUUUUGCCACUUACAAAAAGUACUUUCUCUCUUUUCCUUAAAAUUGUUGGGUUAACUAGGAAAAAUAGUUGUAGGUUAUCCAAGAGCUAUUACAUGAAGACAUCCAAAGCCAAAUCAAACCUAUACCUAAAAUAGUACAGAAAAGCAGUUACAUAAAGCUGCUUAUCUAGUGCCAAGGAAAAGACCGUUAACAUAAUCCAAGUAUUUACGGCCUUGAAGCUUUUUUUCUUCUUAAAUCAUAUUUUUAAACUGUCCUAGUUUCAGUGUGCGGAACAGAUUUUUUUCUUUACCCUCAUCCCCAGGCGAAGCUGCUUUAUUACUUUGGUUUUGAGUUUUCUGCAGCAAGACCUUUGUUUUGAUGGGGGAAAAUGUAUUUAUCAUCUAGGGCAAUGUUCUUGAGUCCCUGCCUUUGGAAAGUAAGAGAAAAUCCAGUUUCAUAUAUGCAGACUUGAGUUAUAAAAUUUAUCCUCAGUUUUAUGUUGGCCCACUGAGAAGUUUAAAAGUCCCAGCUGAAACUGCUUUUGGAAAUAAAUAUACACCUGAUUGAUUAGUGUUCAGAUUUCAAGGACUCGCAGCCCUGUAUUCCCAAUUGAAAGUAUUAAGGUCACCCUAUUUGCACAUGACAAAACCCCAAAAGUACCAAGUGGUAGUAAUUACACUUGAGGCUUUAAAGGACACAAGCAAGUCCUGUAUUUGAGUCUUAUCCCAUUUAUGUAACAAAACUGUACAUUAUGAAAUCUGUUAGUGUUUGUUUUUAAAUCCCCUACCUGAUGGUAGUUGUAACCAUUAUUGUGAGCAUUCUGUUAUCACCAAUUUCAAACUUUGAAAACAAACACUACAAAUUCUUACUCUAAAUUAGCUUUUCCUCUCCUAAGUGAUCUUCACUUGAUAAAGUCCAUCAUGUGAGUUAUGACCAACCAAAACUGUUGCUUACCUGGCUUCUCUAUCAGAAGUAAUAUUCCAUAAUUUUCAAUUCAUAAACAACUAUAACCCACAGUCAAACCUGAGUUAGAUUAACAGUUCACUUAAAAGCAUUCUCUUACAGGUACAUAUUUCCAUUAAGAGAAAGACUUGAAUUCACUAACUGCGUGUGUCAGUUCUUGUAUUUAAACAAACAGUCAGAACCCACAAUCAAACAUUUCUUUGCUUCCACCUUACAGUGGCAUAAUGAUUUCUUUAAGGAGCUUAUCUGAAAGCAGAUUGUGCCAACCUCUACUUUUUUAUUAUAAACUAAAAGUUCACGGUUCUACAAAAAUGGAGUAUGCGCUAUUUGACAGGUAGGUAAGUCUUCUCAGCUACCUGAGGCUCUAACUAACUUGCCAUUCACAAUUUCACUGAAAGUUAUCAGAGGGCUCUCUUCAACCAUAACAUCUACUUUUUAAAAUAAAGGUACCACUUUAAUUUCCCUAAAGCUAACAAAGGAUAGCCUAUUUGUCUGAGAUUAAAGUUCAGCUUAGUCUUAGCUAAAUGUACCAGUUGCUAAAAUUUUAAACAUUUUGAUCUCAGUU
Balaenoptera musculus (blue whale) is the source of this 6362-nucleotide messenger RNA. RefSeq names its product SR-related CTD associated factor 4 (gene SCAF4). Gene Ontology annotation, biological process: negative regulation of termination of RNA polymerase II transcription, poly(A)-coupled. Gene Ontology annotation, molecular function: RNA binding; RNA polymerase II C-terminal domain phosphoserine binding. Lineage: Eukaryota; Metazoa; Chordata; Mammalia; Artiodactyla; Balaenopteridae. Gene Ontology annotation, cellular component: nucleus. The record is from RefSeq and is a predicted model, not a curated record.